CUCUCUUCACUGCCCAACUACUCUGUACCCUUCUUCUUCCACCCCCGCCCCCUCCCUCCUCUUCACCGCCGGCUGCAUCCUUCCCGUUCCCAAACCCCUUCGCGGGAACCCUUUCCCCGCGCCAUGCGGUCCCUCGCGCGGCCGCCGCGGCCGCCCAAGCCCCUGCCCCUGCUCUUCGCCUUCGUCCAGGCCAUGGGGUACGUCGAGGUGAAGAUGCGGUGGAAGAAGGACGCGUCCUUCGACGCCGUCCCGGUGCUCGCGCACGCGCGGGACCUCCGCCCGCUCGCCUCCCUCGCGCGCCUCCUCUCCCCGUCGCCGACCCCCGUCUCCGCGGUCUCCAAGCUCCGCCGCUCGCUCGAGACCUCGGACCGCCGCGUCGCCUCCUUCCUGCGCCGCUUCCCCGCGGCCUUCGUCGAGUCCGUUGGGCCCGAGCACAACCACCCCUGGUUCCGCCUCUCUCCUUCCGCCGCGCGCCUCCAGCGGGAGGAGCGGGACGUCUUCGCCGCCCGCCGCCCCGACAUCACCUCCCGCCUCCGCCGCCUCCUCCUCAUGUCCCCGGCCCGCCGCCUCCCGCUCAGCGUCGCGCAUGGCAUGCUCUGGCACCUCGGCAUCCCAGAGGACUACUUCAAGCGCCCGGAUUUCGACAUUGGACAAGAUGGAUUCAGGAUUCUGACCACCGGAGAUGUUGUAUGUCCGGAGGAUGAGAACCACGGUAGGGAGCUGGGGCUCAUGGAUGAUGCCAAGGAUCAAGAAAUGCCACUUUCGGUGCUUCAAAUGGGUGCCAUGCGGCGGUCCGGAUCGGCAGAGGAGGUGCCCUUCCCGCUGUUCCCGUCCAAGGGUCUUCGGCUGAAGCGGAAGAUUGGAGACUGGAUGGAGGGGUUCCAGAAGCUGCCUUAUAUCUCUCCCUAUGAGGACUUCAGCAACAUUCAUCGGGGUAGCGAUGUUUCAGAGAAGCGUGCGGUCGGGGUGCUCCAUGAGCUGCUCAGUCUGUUUGUGACAUGCUCUGCUGAGAGGCGACGGUUACUCUGCCUCAGGACGCACCUGGGGCUGUCGCAGAAGUUUCACCGGGUGUUUGAGCGGCACCCACAUAUAUUCUACUUGCUGUUGAAGGAGAAAUCAUGCUUUGUUGUCCUCAAAGAGGCUUACAUGGCUGGGGGACACACAUCAAUUGAGGAGCACCCUAUGCUGGAGGUGAGGAGCAAGUAUGCUAGGUUGAUGGAGGAGUCACGGGAGAUCAUAAGGCGCCGGCGAAGUGGGAAGCCUGUACAGCUGGAUCCGGAGGAUCAAGAGAGUGAGGAUUCAAAGGGUGUAAAUUCAGCUGCAACCCCUUCAUAGGGAUGUUAAUUAUUUUUGACUGAUCAGAAAAUAAGGAAAUGGGCAAUACAGUUUUUUACGGAUUUUUUGCAACAAGAAUGAGGGGGUUUUACCCUUGGAAGCAGCAAAUUUGCAUGCA
Molecule: messenger RNA, 1453 nt
Organism: Hordeum vulgare subsp. vulgare (domesticated barley)
Lineage: Eukaryota; Viridiplantae; Streptophyta; Magnoliopsida; Poales; Poaceae
Product: protein WHAT'S THIS FACTOR 9, mitochondrial
Exons: 1
Coding region: 124-1335 (403 amino acids)
Molecular function (GO): RNA binding
Source: RefSeq, a predicted model, not a curated record